GAGGGCCAAUGGCCAGCGUGUUGCAUCCCACUCCCCAUUUCAACGGCCUCCGGUUUUCCUCCUCAUUCUUCCGCCCCAAAUCGUCACUCCGCUCCACUACGCUUGCAUUCUUCUAUUAUCCCGCUCAGGCAUUAUCUACCUCAUCAGCUAUGCAAGUGCCUGGGGCUGUCUCUGAGAAAGGAAUGCCCCUGGGAAUAGAUGCAGCAACUGAAGAAGAAUAUGCUUCCCAGGCUAAAUUGCUUCAAGAAUUUAGUAAUAUCCCUAUCAUUGACAAGGCAUGGAUUUUCAAGUCUGACAGUGCUAACUGUUCCAGGGCAAUGUUUUCUGUUGGGCAAGUGAACCUGUUGGCUAAUAAAAAAAGGACAGUUAUUCUAUCAUCUCAUGUUUCAAAGACAAGUAAACAGUCAGUGGAUUUCCAGUGGACCCCCUUUCCUAUAGAAAUGACUGGUGUGUCCACAGUUGUCCCAUCACCAUCAGGUUCAAAGCUUCUUGUGGUUCGGAAUAAAGAAAAUGAAUCCCCUACACAGCUUGAAAUAUGCGGUCCAUCUCUGUUGGAGAAGGAGAUUCAUAUUCCACAAUCUGUUCAUGGCUCGAUAUAUAAUGAUAAAUGGUUUGAGGGAAUUUCCUGGAAUCACAAAGAAACUCUCAUUGCUUAUGUUGCGGAAGAGCCAUCUCCGUUAAAACCAGCAUUUAAUGAUUUGGGCUUCAAGAAAGAAGGCUGUUCUGAGAAGGACAGUGGUAGCUGGAAAGCCCAAGGAGAUUGGGAAGAGGACUGGGGUGAAACCUAUUCGAAAAAAAGAAAGCCUUCAUUGUUUGUUGUCAACAUUAACAGUGGAGAAGUCCAGGCUGUUCAAGGAAUUUCAAAAUCCUUAAGUGUUGGUCAAGUUGUUUGGGCUCCAUUAUCUUUCCAUGGAUGUCAGAAUUACUUGGUUUUUGUUGGGUGGUCAUCAGAAAAUGGUCCAAACCAGACUCCAAGAAAGCUUGGCAUUAAGUAUUGUUACAAUAGGCCAUGUGCCUUGUAUGCAAUUAGGGCUCCUUUUCAAGAACUAAAAGCUAAUGAAGUACCAAUAAAUGAUAAUGAAAUGGACAAUUUUGGAACUGCGAUCAAUUUAACUCGUGGCUUAAGUAGUGCUUUCUUUCCACGAUUUAGUCCAGAUGGAAGGUCCCUUGUAUUUCUAUCUGCAAAAAGUGCUGUUGAUAGCGGUGCACAUUCAGCCACAAAUUCACUUCAUAGAAUUGACUGGCCUGCUGACGGGAAAUUGCAGUCAUCUUUAAAUAUUAUAGAUGUGGUUCCUGUUGUGAUGUGUCCUGAGGAUGGUUGCUUACCUGGACUUUAUUGUUCUAGCUUUCUCUCUGAUCCGUGGCUUUCUGAUGGAUGUACAAUGAUUUUGUCCUCUGUAUGGGGUAGCACCAAUGUAAUACUUUCAGUAAACAUUUUGAGUUGUGAAAUAUCACGUGUAACUCCCAAUGACUCAAGCUACUCAUGGGAUGUUCUUGCACUGGAUGAGGACAAUAUUCUUGCUGUGUCAAGCAGCCCUAUAGAUCCUCCUCAAAUCAAGUAUGGCUACCAUACUGGUCAGAUGGAUCAAUCAAACACAUGGAAUUGGUUAAACGUUUCAAGUCCCUUUGCAAGAUACUCUGAUAAGGUGAAAUCUUUCCUAUCAUCACUUCAAUUUAGUAUAUUGAAGAUUCCAGUCAGCGAUCCUUCAGAAAUCCUUUCCAAUGGUGCCAGAAAACCAUAUGAGGCUAUUUUUAUAUCGAACAAAGAGAAUAAGAUGGACAAUGCGUGUAAUCCACUAAUUGUAAUUCUUCAUGGUGGUCCACAUUCAGUUUCAUUGACAAGCUACUCUAAGUCGUCUGCAUUUCUCUCUUCACUGGGCUACAACUUGCUUAUUGUAAAUUAUAGAGGCUCAUUGGGAUUUGGAGAGGAAGCAUUGCAAUCUCUUCCAGGGAAAGUUGGGACCCAGGAUGUGAAUGAUGUACUUGCAGCUUUAGACUAUGUCACUGGAAAGGGACUGGUAGAUGUAUCUAAAGUAGCUGUUCUUGGAGGUUCACAUGGAGGUUUCUUAUCCACUCAUUUAAUUGGCCAGGCUCCAGAUAGAUUUGUUGUGGCAGCUGUCCGGAAUCCUGUUUGUAACCUAUCAUUAAUGCUUGGUACUACUGACAUCCCUGAUUGGUGUUAUGUAGAGGCCUUUGGGUCAGAAGGAAAAGAUUACUUCUCAGAAGCACCUUCAGCUGAAUAUUUAAAACUCUUUUAUAACAAAUCUCCAAUCUCACAUCUCUCAAAGGUUAAAGCACCUGUCCUUUUCCUUUUGGGAGCACAGGAUCUUCGUGUUCCAGUUUCUAAUGGUCUCCAGUAUGCCAGGGCUCUCAGGGAGAAAGGUGUUGAGGUCAAAGUGAUUGUAUUUCCUGAAGAUGUCCAUGGAAUCGAGAGGCCACAGUCUGAUUUCGAAAGCUUUCUUAACAUUGGUGUAUGGUUUAAGAAGUACUGUAAGUGAGCAUCAUAUUCUGUUCUAACUAUACUUGUUCAUGAGUAUUCAACAUUCACAUUAUCAUUGGAAUAAGGAAUUUAUUGACCUUUUAUAUUUAUUCACUUGGUUUCUGUA
Messenger RNA from Elaeis guineensis (African oil palm), 2606 nucleotides. RefSeq names its product acylamino-acid-releasing enzyme 1. Gene Ontology annotation, biological process: proteolysis. NCBI's taxonomy places the organism in Eukaryota, Viridiplantae, Streptophyta, Magnoliopsida, Arecales, Arecaceae. Gene Ontology annotation, molecular function: serine-type endopeptidase activity. The record is from RefSeq and is a predicted model, not a curated record.